Asterias rubens (European starfish) is the source of this 2892-nucleotide messenger RNA. RefSeq names its product mini-chromosome maintenance complex-binding protein-like. The transcript has 14 exons. Gene Ontology annotation, molecular function: chromatin binding. Gene Ontology annotation, biological process: DNA-templated DNA replication. Bases 62 to 1969 code for a protein of 635 amino acids. Lineage: Eukaryota; Metazoa; Echinodermata; Asteroidea; Forcipulatida; Asteriidae. The record is from RefSeq and is a predicted model, not a curated record.
GUGCACGGAUCUUUGUUUACGAUUCCGAUCAGAGUUGAUUUUUUGAGAAUAACUGUUCAAAAUGCCAGGAAUUGAAGAUUGGCUCAACCGUCCGCUGGACAUUGUCCAGGGUUUGUUUGAUAUAACUGACAAAGGCUGGUCAGAUAAAGUGACAGACUACUUCACCAAAAAGCUUGAAGACAAAGGUUCUUUGGAAUGGGUGCCGUCCCUCAAUCACAGAUCCUUGCAUCUGUUGAAACCAAACACCAUGGUCCGGUUCCGUUGCAUGAUUCAGGACAUGUACGACCCUGAGUUUUAUCUCGGAGGUUAUGAAGUGGUUGACAAGACUACAGGCCAAGCUAUGAUGAAAUCAGGAAAGUUCCAAGAUCUCGCAGAGUGUUCUCAGAACCAGAAGUUGAAUCUUGAAUCGCCGAAGAACAUCACGUUAGACAGACAGACAUUCUACUGCGUCCCGGUUCCAGCAGAAACAGCCUGGGUCAAACAAGCCUUUUCUGAGCACUGUCGCCACCAAACAUCGGAACCAUCCACCUCGCAAGGUUCAAGGGUCAAGAGGGCACUGGAGGUCGAUGACGCGGCCCUGACAUCCACACAAUCAAAAAGUCCAGAUCAGUCUGGUACCCAGCAGAGUGAUGUACCAAUGGACACAGUAGCAGGAGACGAGAACCAGUCCGAGAAAAGAACAAGAAGGUCAGAGGGCUCAGGUCAGGGGUCAGUGACCUCAGUUGACCUGAACUACCCCCUCCCAGAUGAGAAUGGGCCAGCCUGUAUGGUGAAGGUGUAUGAUCAAUUUGAUACUUUCCGAGUGAACGACGUUGUUGAGUUUAUUGGCAUAUUGUCGGUCGACCCGGAGUUAGCCAACUUGCCUGGGCAUGCUCAAAAUGGUGAAGCAUCUUCGGACAUGGAAGGAGUAGAUGAGUUUAUGGCGGAGCAGACAGCGCACUCCCCACCUCCAUCACUGGUACCCCGUCUCCAUGCCAUCAUAUCGCACAAACUUCAACACAAUAACCCUUUGAUACCAGUUAAUUUUAAUACAGAGCAAGGCAAGACAUUGAUGCAAAGUGUGAUGAGCGAAGCUGGCACUACUAGGGACCAGCUCAGAUUUGUCCUACAGCAACUGCUCUUUGGGGACGCUCUUGCCGCAGACUACCUGUUACUCAACCUGGUGUCAUCUGUAUAUGCCAGAAGAGACGUUACAGCCCUCGGGAAGUUUUCAUUAAAUUUGAUUGGAUGUGCAGAGCCCGGCUUCAGCCAAUCACUGCACAGUGUGCUCAGCCAACUGCUAACCAAAUCACACCAUCUUCCGCUGUCGCUAGAAAACAUGAACAAACUCCGCCUGACACCAAAGAAGGAUUACACAGCCAACAGACUCAAGAGUGGGAUCCUGCAACUCAGCGGAAAGACUCACUUGGUACUCGACGAGACGGCUCUGCAGCCUGGACAACUCGACACAAAUGGUGUUCAGAAUCUGACGGCUAUUGGAAAUGCCAUCUCCUGGCAGAAGAUUGAUUAUGAUUUUGAGUUCCACAAGACGGAGUUCAUGACGAAUAUCGUCUUCGUCAUCACCUCGGAGGGAAAGUCUCUUUUACCGAAUGAUUGCCAGGUUGCAAUAAAACGCAGCACGUCGUCGAAGAGCAUCGCUGACAUCCAGAUGAGCAUUCAGAGCCUGAUUAGCUCAGGCAGCAUUAAUCUCAACCAGAUCAGGACAUAUCUAGGGGUAAUCCCCUUCAUAGAUUACAGCUUAUCAGAUGAGAUGUCCAAGGUAGUUGAGCAGGAUUUUGUUGACGCUCGGAAAUCUGAUCCCGGUAAAAUGACACAGGAAGAUUUCCAUUCGUUGCUAGUAACUGCAAGGUUGUUGAGUAUCUCAAUGGGUCAAGCAUCGCUGACGAGAGACAUAUGGGGGAGGGCUAAGAGAAUGGAGCAAGAGCGAAAAACUCGUCUGAAGCAGGCGAUCUCGACAUCCCAGCCCUGAAAUAUCCCGCCUCCACAGAUCUUCACGAGAAGUACAUUACAGUUUGAUCCUACUAGCAAAGAAAGCAACCGGUGUGGCGGGAGACUCUGUCCCCCCUGGAGUUUCUGUCGCUCCAUUAUGGCGAACUGUGUACAAACUUCUUCUGAUAGCGCCCUCUUUUGAGUAAUCUUCAUUCCAGUCCAUGUUACUUUCCCAUAUUGGGGACAGAUUUCCCUUGGACGCAGAUUUCCCUAUGACACUGGUUUUGUUUGUCUGAUGUGAAGGUCUUCUUUUUUCCCUUUGGGGAGGUAGUGCUUUCUGCUCUACCAGCCAGGCUUUGGAUUGAUGAUACCCAAGCCUACAUCCGUAUGGACUGUAAAAGGGGUAACCCUGUUUCAGCCCUAGGAGUAGGUGGCAAUGGCCUCUGGAAUAUAAUAUUUGUAGCCCACGCCUUAAAGUGACCUUAAAGUGGCCUUCAGGCCUUGUGUGUCUGGAGCUGGAAUAACAAAACAAAAACAAAAAUUUAAAAAAAUGUCUCUCUUUGAACUUUUCAGGCCGCAAGAUUUUGUAUUUUACCAAGUCUUUAAAAAGUAUAUUUCAUUAUUGCUGCAUUCAUUUAUGAAGUUUGUGAUUUUGAAGUUGUGCUUUAUGAACUUAUUUAUGGCAUAAAAAUAGUUUGCUUUGGAACUGCUUUCCGUGAUUUACAGGAAUUGUAUUAUGUGGUGUGUCUUAGCCAAGCAGUUAAAUGCACUCAAGCUGUGGUGUUUAUGGUCAACAGAGUCUGGGUUUGAGUCAUUUGGUCUCAAUAAUAAUAAUGAUGAUAACAGUUAGUUUUUAUAUAGGGCAUUUGUCACGCCCGAAGGGUGUCCCGAAGCGCUUCACAUUAUUACCCCUGGUCACUGGGCCUUUAUUCAUUCCUUAAACCAUGAAGCUAUCUCAGCUCC